Molecule: messenger RNA, 1656 nt
Organism: Giardia duodenalis
Lineage: Eukaryota; Fornicata; Diplomonadida; Hexamitidae
Product: VSP
Exons: 1
Coding region: 1-1656 (551 amino acids)
Source: RefSeq, a predicted model, not a curated record
AUGUUGUUGGUAGCUUUCUACUUUGUGCUGAGUGCUCUUGCAGCAGAAUGUAGCGCGGAGGGAACUGCUAAAGAUAACUGUGAAGCCAAUCAUUGCGAAAUGGUUGGUGGCACUGAAAUCUGUACGCAAUGUCAAACAGGAAAGGUUCCAAUUGAUGGGCAAUGUGCAGGUGCUACUGAUAGCAACACAAAGUGCAAGAAUGCUGAUGGCGUUGCUGAUGCAGAUCAGACGUGCGGAAAAUGUCUUCUAGAAACUUUCAUGUACAAAGGAGGAUGCUAUGUAACAACCAAGGCUCCUGGUAAUGUGAUGUGCGGAGAUGCAGCUGCUGGUAAGUGCACACAGGUUAAGGCUGGGUACUUCCUGCCGCCGGGCGCUGAUAAUGCGCACGACUCGGUUGUUUCAUGCGGGGAUACAACGGGCGUGACGCUUACUGACAAUAAGAAGUACACGGGCGUGGCCGGGUGUGGUAAGUGUGAGCAACCCGGCGAAGCACAGAAUGGCACUCCCAAGGCCGCCACAUGCACUGAGUGCCAGGCGGAUAAGUAUCUGAAGACAGAAUCAGGGACAACCUCUUGUGUUGACGAAGGGAACUGCAAUAACGGAUUCUUCCCCACCACUGAUGCACAGAGUAAUAACAAGAAGGUAUGUGCUCUGUGUAGUGAGGCCGAUAAGGGUGGCAUAGCCGACUGCAAGAAGUGCUCCCUCAAAGCAACGUCUGCAAGAGCAGGUCCAAUGGUUACGUGCUCUGAGUGUACUAAUAAUAAUCUGAGCCCCCUGAAGGACGAGUGCAUGCUCGGUUGCCCUGCUGGCACAUAUGCCAACAACAAGGUGUGCACCCUCUGCCACGAGUCGUGCGCUGGCUGCCAGACCGACGACAAGGAGACCUCCUGUACGGCCUGCUACCCCGGGUCUGUACUUGAGCAUGAUGGUGAUCUGACUACUGGCAAAUGCAUCCAGGAGUGCACGGGAAGGUACGCAGAGAACUGCGAAGCUGGCCAGUGCACGGCCGUCGUUGGGGGAUCCAAGUAUUGCAGCAGGUGCAAGACAGGGUUCGUUCCGAUAAACGGCAUGUGCGUCUCUACAACAGCCCGCGCAGCCACAGAGUGUGUGGCUGGAGAGGGAGUCUGCACUAGUUGCACGGGCGCAUACUUCUUAGAAUCUGGCGGAUGCUAUAAAACCGGGGCAUUUCCAGGUAACACGUUGUGCAUAGCCGCAGGGGCCAAUGGAAAGUGUGCAAACUGCGCCAAUGGACAGAAUGCAGAUCCUCAAACAGGCGCGUGUCCCCCGUGUCCAGCCAACUGCUCAAAGUGCAGCGGCGAUAGCGAUGUUAAGACGUGUACUGAGUGCUAUUCUGGAUACUAUCUUGACACUGGAAAAGAGUGUAAAAAGUGUUCUGAAACAAGUGGUAACAUCCAAGGCGUACCUAAUUGCGUGAGCUGUAAAGCUCCUUCGUCUCCUAAUGCGCCGACUCCUGUUACCUGCUAUGUUAAAACAGACGCCACUAACAACGGCGAUAACGAUAACAACGGCGGAAGCACGAACAAGAGCGGCCUCUCCACUGGGGCCAUCGCGGGUAUCUCCGUUGCUGUGGUGGUUGUUGUGGGUGGUCUCGUAGGGUUCCUCUGCUGGUGGUUCAUAUGUAGGGGGAAGGCGUAG